AUGCCGGAAGUUCUCUCGGCGGAGGCACCCGCCUCCACCAAUCCACAUGCACCAUUUUCUCUCGCUUUUGACGUGCUCAUGAAUCGCGCUUUUAUUCGUUUGUGUACCGGUUCGGCGGGUUUGCGCCCGCCUCGCACAGUACAAGUUUUUGCGGAGCGCGGUGGACGGCGGGUGAAAGAAAAGGUGGCGAAAAUGCUCGAGCUCAAGAAAAAACUUGGCGAAGAGCAGAAACCCGGGAAGUUUGUGAUCAAGUGUCCUAAGGGUACUCGCGACUAUGGGCCCAAAGAAAUGGCUGUUCGAGAGGCCGUGUUUGGCACAAUAAUUGAAUCGUUUAAGCGUCACGGAGCUGAAACAAUUGACACCCCUGUCUUUGAGCUUCGAGAUGUUUUGUUGUCGAAAUACGGAGAAGAAGGUGGAAAACUUGUCUACAACCUUGAGGAUCAAGGCGGCGAACUUUUAAGUAUGCGUUACGACUUAACUGUGCCUUUUGCCCGUUAUUUGGCUAUGAACAAAAUUAGUAACAUUAAACGUUAUCAUAUUGCAAAAGUUUAUCGACGGGAUCAACCUGUGAUGACAAGAGGGAGAUAUCGAGAAUUUUAUCAAUGUGAUUUUGACAUUGCGGGUGAAUAUGAAAAGAUGUUGCCGGAGGCUGAAUGUUUAAAGAUAGUCGAUGAAGUGUUAAACAAAUUGGAUGUUGGAAAUUUCUAUAUCAAGGUCAACCAUCGAGUAAUUCUUGAUGCUAUGAUGUCGGUGAGCGGAGUCCCAAAGCAGCAAUUCAAAACUGUUUGUUCGUCGAUUGACAAGUUGGACAAGGAGCCUUGGGAGAAAGUCGAAAAGGAGUUAAUCGAUGAAAAAGGACUGACAAAAGAAGUGACCCAGCAACUUCGGAGAUUUGUUCUUUUCCGAGAAGAAGCCACUGAUCUUGACGACAUUCAAACGCUAGAUAAAAUGAUGGAAAUUGAAGCUCUAAGAACAAAUGCGGACUUUAAAAAAGGGACAGAAGAACUAAAGGUUCUCUUCAACUUCUUGUCGUUGUAUGGUGUAACAUCUGCUCGUUUUGAACCAUCAUUAGCUCGAGGUCUGGACUAUUACACCGGUGUCAUCUACGAAGCGGUCGUUGAGCCAAGCGAGGAAGUACGCAAAACUAUUGCUGAGGGUGCCGCAAAAGAAAACCAGGACAGUGGGGAGGCGUCGAUAGAAGGGCAAGGUCUUCCCACUGGCGUUGGGUCUGUGGCUGCCGGCGGGAGAUACGAUGAAUUGGUGAAGGGAUUUUCUGGUAAAAAGGACUCGGUGCCUUGUUGUGGAGUUUCUUUUGGUAUUGAACGUCUUUUCGCAAUUCGUGAAGCGCAAUUAAAGUGCAAAGAUGUCCCUAUGAGAACUGUAGCGACGGAAGUCUACGUUGCUUCAGCACAAAAGAACCUACUUGAAGAGAGGAUGAAACUAUGCCGAUCCUUGUGGGAUUCAGGAGUGCGGACCGAAAUGGCUUACAAGAGAAAUCCGAAGCUGUUGGACCAAAUUCAAAACUGCGAGGCAAAACAGAUUCCACUGAUGCUCAUUGUUGGUGAGCGGGAACUACAAGAAGGCGUUGUGAAGCUACGCUACAUUAAGACUCGAGAAGAACAAGACAUUCCACUUGCAACUCUUGUUGAGUCAAUCAGAGAAGCCUUGCUCAAAGCU
This is a messenger RNA of Mesorhabditis belari, 1677 nucleotides long. The record is from the annotation of a GenBank genome assembly. Lineage: Eukaryota; Metazoa; Nematoda; Chromadorea; Rhabditida; Rhabditidae.